AUGUUGGCCAGUCCGUGUAAGCGGCCAUCUAUCUCUGCACUGCUACCGCGCAUCAUACACUCCCAAUCCCGCCGCACCCUCUCCUCCUCCGCCCUCCGCACACAGCUAGACCAACUACCCCAACGCCGCCUCCCGCUCUUCUACGACUAUCUCACCCCACAGCAAUCACAUCUCCUCAAUCUCUCCCUCACGGGCUUUGUCCCUACCACAGCAACCGCUAACAAUGCCCAACUACCACCAACAAGCGCGACUACUACAACAUCUACCCUCCCAUCCUCAGCCCUGAACCCCCCGCCUAUGCCUGCCGGUCACCACCUAGUCUACUUCCCACCGCAGGUCCCCACCUCCCAGCUCCUACCUGAUGGCACGGAUAUAUUACAUUACCCAGGCCCGCCAUUUAACCGGCGGAUGUGGGCCGGGGGCUGGGUGCGGUGGCGGUCCAACAACAACAACAAUAAUAAUAUUAAUAAUAAUAAUAAUAAUGUUAAUGAUCAUAAUGCCGCAAAGGCUCCAGGACACAAACCGCUGCUACUAGAUGGGCAACGUGCUGUGUGCAUGGAAGGGAUUAGAGAUGUGUCUGUGAAGGGCAGGGAAGGGGAGGAGAAGGUGUUUGUGAGUGUUGAGAGGCGGGUUGCCGUUGUUGGAGAGGGGGAGGAUGAGGCGGUGAUUAAGAGGAGAGUGUGGACGGAGGAUGAAGGGGAGUGGGGAGAUGCGGUUGUGGUUGAGCGGAGGAAUUUGGUAUUUAUGAGGGAUAGGGACGGGGUUGUGGACGGGGCUGGAAAGGACGGGGGGUUUAGGAAGGUUGUUAAGGCGCCAACAAACCCAGACUUCAGCCAUCUUCUCAUCCCGUCACGGUCCCUUCUAUUCCGCUUUUCAGCCCUCACUUUCAACGCGCACUCCAUCCACCUGGAUCCCAGCUACGCACGAGAUGUCGAGGGGUACCCGGACGUACUAGUCCACGGCCCGCUUACUCUCACUCUAAUACUUACGGCAUUCCAGAACCACAUAUCUGACAUCUCCGCUGGACAGGCGGUAAUUGGGAGCAUUGAGUAUCGGAAUCUGGCACCGUUGUUCGUGGAGCGGGAGAUGAGGAUAUGUGCUAAGCAGAAAGGUAACGGGGGGAGUGCUGGCGCUGGACCAUGGGAUAUAUGGGUUGAGGGGCCUGAAGGGGGAUUGACAGUUAAGGGAACUGUGCAUGCGAGACAGUUUUAUAUUGAAGGUUGCCCGCAAAAUGCCCAAGAGGCGUUUUCCACGGGAAGACGAAUCGAAGGCAAAUUCAAGCUCCCAGAGACGGCCGUGGGAAAGUUAAAUAAGAUGGAUGUUUUCUGGAGUGCACCGCCUGUGAUUAGGACGAUCACUGCGGCCGCAUUUAUUGAGUCUCUGCUCGUUUAUGGCGGUCUUCUCAGUCCAGUUAGGAUCUUUUACCACCAUUCCUUUAUUUUCAAGAUCUUUCCCGAGGUCUGGAGACUAGUCACCUCAUUUCUUCUGACAGACUCGGACCUGAACUUUAUCUUCGAUCUUUACUUUAUGUAUAAAUAUGGCAGCGGUCUGGAAAGAGACUCGCCACGCUUUUCUAUCCCUGGCGACUUUUUCACUUAUGUUGUUUUCGUAGGCACAGUGAUUCUGUUUACUGCAGGUGGCCUCGUAGGCGCCGGGAUUUUCACUCAAGCCCUAAUAAUCGCCUUCAUGUACACCCACGGCCAAGCCAACGCCGGCAAAAAGGAAAACUUUUAUGUCGUCCAAAUCCCCGUCGAGAUGCUCCCCUGGGCCACCCUGGCCCUUAGAUUGGUGAUUAGGGGCCCGCAUGCAGCAUGGACAGCAGCAUGCGGUCUCGUAGCCGCUCAUCUGUACGAGUUCCUCACCCGCAUCUACCCCACCUAUGGCCGUGGAAGACAGUUUAUAUGGACGCCCGUGUUUGUGAAGAGAUGGUUUGGGGCCCAUCACAUUAACCAGACUCAUCGCGCGUACGGUGUGGCAUACCACCCUGGUGAUAGGGAGACACGGGAGGCGGCGAAGGCGUCCGGGUCGGGGAGUGGUUGGUUCUCUAGCGAUUCUUGGAGUGGGAGGGGUGUCGGCCGGAGACUUGGGUGA
Molecule: messenger RNA, 2091 nt
Organism: Blastomyces dermatitidis ER-3
Lineage: Eukaryota; Fungi; Ascomycota; Eurotiomycetes; Onygenales; Ajellomycetaceae
Exons: 8
Coding region: 1-2091 (696 amino acids)
Cellular component (GO): mitochondrion
Molecular function (GO): (3R)-hydroxyacyl-[acyl-carrier-protein] dehydratase activity
Source: RefSeq, a predicted model, not a curated record